CGCCACCGCCGCCCCCUUCGCCCCGUCCUCCGCGUCCGCCCCCACCGCCUGCUGCACCUCUGGAGCCCGAGGCCCCAGCGCUUCCCACGUCCCCGCCCGGCGUUCCGCUUCCACCGAGCCCACCGCCAGCAGUGCCACCCAGAUUCCUCAAGGUUUUCAACAUGUCCGCCCAAGGGACUAUCGGCAAGGGCGGGGAGCUGGUCUGGUAUGGCACUCCCGAGUUCAAGAAACAACUCUCCAAGUAUUCGGCACUGCAGCUGAUUGAUGUGACAAAGGCAGAUUGUACUGCCGCAUGCAACUCUUGCCAGCGGUCAUGGAAGGCUGCCGCCACCAAUAGCACCAUUGUUCUUUUCUUUAAAGAGCCGGUGCAGAUUUCCAGGAUCUACGUGAAAGAGCUGAAGAAUUCGGGUGUCGUCAAGGUCCAACUCCUUAAAUGGGUUUACCCCGCGUCGGUAGUCAACACAACCAGCAACUUGGGUAGGGUUGUGUACAACUCGACUGACAUGUUGGGAGCCAAGUGCCAGUCGAUUCCCGCAAUUCAGAUUGGUCCCAAGCUCAGCGGCACAAACUUACAAGUGCCCAGAACUGGAAGCCAGGAGAAUCUGCCCAAGUCCCUCAAGAGUACGGCCGUGGGUGGUGUCAUCAUUACCAUCCAGAGACCAGCCAAUGCUGGCAACAAUUACGGUCCCUUCAUCGAGUCCGUCAAGUUUACUGGCCGUGUCCUGUAUCCAAAGAGCGAGACCCCCUACAACUAUGCGACGAAGCAGUAGGGCCAUCCAACAGAUGGACGUCCACCGUCGUGGUCCCCAACGAGAUACCAAUACUGGACGCCGACAGCAAGUUUCUUAGAUAGGUGUUAGUGACUUCCAGGCGCAGUCUACUAUGACGGAG
This is a messenger RNA of Astrephomene gubernaculifera, 891 nucleotides long. The record is from the annotation of a GenBank genome assembly. NCBI's taxonomy places the organism in Eukaryota, Viridiplantae, Chlorophyta, Chlorophyceae, Chlamydomonadales, Astrephomenaceae.